UUUUCAAAGACGGAUAUAAAACGGGGACGUGGCGGUAUUACCAAUAUGGCAACAGUUGUCGAAAUGACAAUUGAAAAAAUCGACGAAGUGAAAUCUCGACUUGGAAGGUUUGGCGUUUUUCUCCAAAAACCCCCGGUACUCUCGCGACCCUAA
This is a messenger RNA of Gongylonema pulchrum, 153 nucleotides long. The record is from the annotation of a GenBank genome assembly. NCBI's taxonomy places the organism in Eukaryota, Metazoa, Nematoda, Chromadorea, Rhabditida, Gongylonematidae.